Molecule: messenger RNA, 4864 nt
Organism: Labrus mixtus (cuckoo wrasse)
Lineage: Eukaryota; Metazoa; Chordata; Actinopteri; Labriformes; Labridae
Gene: syt14b
Product: synaptotagmin XIVb
Exons: 8
Coding region: 557-2866 (769 amino acids)
Source: RefSeq, a predicted model, not a curated record
AAACACCAAUAGACACUUUUUUGUUAGUAUUUGGCACAAAUGUCAUUUAUUCUCAAGGAUGAGCUGAUUUAAUCACCUUUGCCCCAUUUUUGUGAACAUAAUAUUCUCACCGCUGCCUUAGGGAAGUUUUAUUAACAUGUGCUUUAUUUUGUGAACAAAGAACCAAAGCUCUCUCCCCCUCCAUACCUGUCCUCUCUGCUGUGAAAUGAAGUGUCUGUUGAUAUUCACAUGACGAGGAAAGAAACACAGAGACGGGUUCUCUUAUUUUAUAUCUCUCCUGUAAAUGUAUAAAUUUCGUUUUGAGGAUAAUCUACUCUCUCAAAUAUUCUCUGCCGCAGUUGCACAAAUCGAUGCAAGUGAAAAACCCUUUUGCUGAAAUGAUAGCUGCAUAUAAAUGAGCGUUAUAAUCAUUGCAAUCUCCAUAUUUGUGUGUGUGUCUGUGUUGAUCUGUGCACACACUGUGACCGUGCCCCCUGCUAACAAACACAUGUCCAUAUCAGUGUCUCUGAUGAGCUAAUCGAGCAGUCGGUGUGGCGACGGGAUCCCCGGCUGAGAUAUGGCCUUCUUCAAGAGCUUCCAGCAGAACCUCCCAUCUGUCAACAUUUCCUCCAUCCUGGACACGGUCACCAGCCGCGUGGACGACCUGGCCAACGCCGUCAGCGACGCCACGUACGCCGUCAGUGACCAGCUCACGGAGCAGGUCACAACCAUCAUCAACAAGGUGCAGGAGGACGAGGACGGAGAGAGCAACACGGGCAGCCAGGAGGUGGGGCAAACGUCGGCCGCACAGGAAGGCAAGGCCAGCAGUAAAAGCAUGUGGCAAAUGUCCAGAGACUCGGAAACUGGCAACACGGGCGCAAAGAGCAGCCAGGCCGGAGAUACUACGGAGGCAGAGAACGCGCAGAGCCAGCUGGAGUGGGAAUGGCGGGACGGAUGCUGGCGAGUUAAAAGGACAGAGGCCGAGUUAGCGGAGGAAGAGAAGAAGAAGAAAGAGGAGAAGGAGCUGCAGGAGAAGAGAGAGCAGCGGAGGAGGGAGAGGAGGGAGAAGCAGCUGGAGAAGGAGGCCAAGUCGCAGAAAAACAAAGAGGAAUGCCGAGACGCAGAGCAAGAGGACGCUGUGCAAAAAGAAAUCGAAAGUGACAACCUCGACAAGUCGACUGCUCAGGAAGGAGGCGACGACUGCGAUGAAACCCCUCAGUCGCAAAAGAAAGAGCUGAAAGAAGAGGGAAAAGAAGAAGGAGGAGGAGAAGAUGAAGAGAAAGAGGGCAGCCUCGAGAGAGAAGGAGACGAUGAGGAGGAGGAGGAGGAGGCAGAGCCAUCCAAAGCGUCCUCGACUGUAAAAAAGAAAAAGUCAGACAAGAAGAAGAGUAAAGGAGCAAAGAAUGGCUCCAAGAAAUCGCAGGACAGCUCAGAUGGGGAGAAAAAGAAGGAGAGAGGGAAGAAAGGGAAGAAGAAAAAGAAAGGGAACAAAGAAGGAGUUUUGUCAGACAGCGAGGAGGACAAGGGGCCCGAGGCGACGGCUCAGCAGAACACGACAGCGUCUGUGUGGAGUAACAACCGCAAGCAGUCCACUGAGAAGGGAGGAUACAGCAGUGAGGCCUCCAGUGAGCGGGCAGCAAACAGCAUCAAGAGAAUAAAGAACGACUCCUCCCUCAGCGAGCACCAGCCUCCUCCGUAUCAGGACGUCAGCUCUGCAACCCGUGUGUCUUCUCGGCCUCGUCCGGAGCGAGCGGUCAGGAGGGGGUCGUCCCAGCAGCACUGCGACAGCCCCCGCUCCAGUGAGGCCAGCGUGGACCAGGACACCGAGAGCUACCUCAACAAAGGCUGUGAGGAGGACAUACCCAGUGACAGCACGGCCGUGCUGGGACCGGAGGAUGGCUCUGGUCCUCAGCUCCCCUCAGCCUACGAGCCUGAGGCCCUCGGUAAGUACGGCACGCUGGACGUCGCCUUCGAGUACGACUCCGGCGAGCAGUGGUUGGCUGUCACGGUCACCGCUGCGACAGACAUUCCCGAACUCAAACAGACAGGAAACAUCGCGUGGCAGGUCCACCUGGUCCUGCUGCCCACCAAGAAGCAGCGGGCCAAGACGGGCGUGCAGAAGGGCCCCUGUCCUGUUUUCACUGAAACAUUCAAGUUCUCCAGGGUCGAACAGGAGACCCUGGGGGACUACGCUGUUCGAUUCCGCCUGUACAGCAUCCGCAGGAUGAAAAAAGAGAAGGUCCUGGGGGAGAAGGUGUUCUACCUGACGAAGCUCAACCUGCAGGGGAAGAUCGCUCUUCCUGUCACCCUGGAGCCAGGCUCUGAACUUACGGGCUGCGGCUCCAUGGUGAGCGUGUCUCGCAGUGCAGGAGCUGUGUCCUAUCGCUCCACGGAAGACUCCUCGCUGCCAGAGAUCCUCCUGGGUCUCAUUUACAACUCUGCCACGGGACAGCUAUCAGCGGAGGUCAUCCAGGGAAGCCACUUCAAAUCCACAGCGUCAGAUAAACCCGUCAAUGGUCUGUUUUGUUGUGUGAAACACUUUGUAGGGGGACAGCUUUAUAUCAUGAGAGACACCUACGUGAAGCUGACCAUGCUGGACUCCAAGGGCAAAGAGAUGUCCAAGUGUAAGACGGCCGUUUGCCGGGGACAGCCCAACCCCACCUACAAGGAGACGUUUGUGUUCCAGGUGGCGCUCUUCCAGCUGUCCGAGGUGUCGCUGGUGCUGACGGUGUUCUGCCGCCGGAGCACCAUGAGGCCCAGGGAGAGGGUGGGCUGGGUCUCCCUGGGCCUCAACAGCACCAGCGAGGAGCAGCAGGCCCACUGGGCAGAGAUGAGGGAGGCGGAGGGACAGCAGGUCUGCCACUGGCACACGCUGACGGACACAUAGGAGGAAGAGUGACUAAGACUGAACUUACAUUCCCUGCAGAGUUUUAAGGGAGCAAGAAGCACCUUUUCAAAUGUGUGAUGUGUGUGUGUGUGUGUGUGUGUGUGUGUGUGUGUUGCAGACAGGUGUGAGGACAGGCGUGGGUUCCCAGUCUUCGGUGCCAGAGACUGUGUGACUACCCUUUAAUCUGCCACUUUUUUCUCCAAGGCAGACAGGAGGAUUUUAUCGGAGGAGGCGUCAGCUCCAGCCUUUUUAUUGACAGUCGAAUGCAAACGACGGACUGAAAAGGAACGAGACUAGAAUCACUGAACCAACCCGAGAACAGCGGGGAAAAAAACCGAUUGUCUUCCAGUAAAUCUGCCUAAAGCAAAACCUGCAUGCUUACACCCAACUGUUUACAGGACAAUUUUUAGACUCUCUCAAACAUUUUUUUCUGUCUCUGAAUCUUGGACCAAAGAGCUCGGUCCAGGACCAGCGGACUCCUCCCCGAUUCUCCUGGGCUUCUCUGGACUCCGGCUGCCACCAGCAUACCAGACAUUUCUCUAUCAGUCACAGCCAUUGACGGAGGAGGAGGAGGAGGCAAUGUGAAGACUGUUACAAAGGGCCUAAAACAUGCUGCAACUAUGCUUACAAGCUAUGCUUUGUACAGUUUGUUUACAUGCACAUGACAUUAUGCAAGAUCCAUUCGUUGGAGUCCCCUUUUUCUUUGUUUUUUAAAUGAUCAAAUAGUUUUUUUCUGUGUCUCUCUGUGGAAUGUUUUACAGCUUUUUUUUUUUUUUUUUAUUGUUGUCUUGCAUAUUUCAGUACACUAUGCAUCUGACGCCACUAUAAAACGAGAGGAAUGAAAUCCUGUCUACAACUGGAUACAGCUCUGCAUGCCACCGGUAUCAAAGAGCAGCUUCCUUUCCUUGUAGAGUACAGAUUGAGCCUCUCUCACCAUUCAGCCUUCUGACAACUCAGCCAUGUUCAUUCAUGUAGAAACACGGUGCUUCCCGCUGAGGAGGAAUAUGCAACAGCCUUCGCAGUCCAACAAACCUGGACGUUUCAGCCUCGGCUGUGUUUCGCUGUUGAGUGAGUCGGAGUGGCAAAAAUACAUUUAUAGGACUAAAGGGUAAAUCGUAUUUUCUCAUUACAGUUGAAUGGAAGCUGUAUUAUUAAAUAAAGGCUCAAAUGAAUGCAAUAACAUGUCUGCAAGGGUGAGGAAUCUGGUUAUACUUCUGCUGUACUCAUCUGGAACAAUGCCAAUCUUUAACCCUUAUUAAAACUGAAACAUAUGAGUCAGAAAUCCCCCCACAACAAGCCUACUGCAGACCACGCAGCAACACCCAUGUUUUAGUACAAACUAUGAAACCCUUCUCUCUUUUUUGGCUGAAACUAAAGGGUGUGGGGUGCAUUUCUUUCUUUCCCCUUGUCCUACUACUGAUGUCACAGCUGAACACAAAGAUCAUGGUAAGGGCUGCUGCAACAACAUAUCGACACUUCAGUAUUUAGUUCAAAUGGAUUCAUUGUAAGAUGAGUGAGAGCAGAUGUCAUGCACUCCUGUCUGAUAGAUUAUUGGCUCUUGAUUGCAGAACAGUCACUAGAGUAGUUUUUUGAGUCAUGAGUUUGGCUUGCCAUUUUCUUUUUUGUCAGCACAAUUUGUGCAUAACCAGCAUUUAUAACUACUGAAGGAACAUUAUAGGCAACAUGUAAAAAAAAAAAAAAAAAAAAGUGUUAAACAAAAAAAAAAAAGCUAGGCUACUUAAAUUAGUCAUGUAGCUGAAUAAAGACUAGGCUAAAAAUGCUGUAGUGUCAUUAGCACACUAGAUGCUCAUUGAAGGUAACUUAUCUGCCUUUGUACAGCCAGUUAUUAUUUCUCGACAGGAAUCAGUCAUUUCCCGCAGCACUUUCUUGUAGCCUAGCAACAGUUUUACAGGAAAUAGUCGGCUCCAUAACGACCCAACGUACAUCGUCAAAUUGUCCUAUUAACACUUCUGUUUUCAAUAAAUCAAUCAAACAUGA